This is a messenger RNA of Apodemus sylvaticus (European woodmouse), 1085 nucleotides long. RefSeq names its product coiled-coil domain containing 198 (gene Ccdc198). Lineage: Eukaryota; Metazoa; Chordata; Mammalia; Rodentia; Muridae. The transcript is spliced from 6 exons. The record is from RefSeq and is a predicted model, not a curated record. Bases 1 to 891 code for a protein of 296 amino acids.
AUGGGCCUGGGCCACUCCAAGGCUCACCCUCGGGUGAUCAAAGUCACACCUUUACAAAGUCAAGAAACAGAGACACCCUCAACUGGCCCUGUGUUCUUUGCAUUGAAUCAGAACCUGGAAGAAAAGAGCUCAUACUUAUUCACGAAACUGCAGGACCGAAACCGAACUCUAGAAGGACAGCUACCACCUCUUCGAGAAACCUGGUAUGGAAGACUCCCUGCAGUAUCCAGGGCCCUGUAUCUUGACAUCCCACUGAAACAUGAAGAAACAAGUAUUAUCAAAAGACAUCCACCCCGAAGAAUUCAAAAGCUUGAACCCAUUGACCUGCCACAAGCAAUUACCUCUGAAAGGCCUCUGUGCCAGCAAGAAGCCAGAACAAAGCCCAGUGCAAAGCAGGAAAAUGAGAAGAAAAUCCAACUUCCUAUGUACACUUCUGGGAAAAGACAAUAUUUACAUAAGAUGAAAAUGCUAGAGAUGAAUCAUAAGAGACAAGAGGCCCAAAUGGAGUUGAGGAAGAGUCUUCUGAGAAAAGCAAUGCUGGAGAUGCAAAAGCUGAAGGACCAUAACAGCAACAAAAUCACCCAGAGUAAGACGAGGAGCAAUGGCUAUAACAUUCUCACCAUACUGCCUGGUGAAAACAUCAACAGAGACCCCGGAAAUCCCCAGGAUGAAGAAUUCUUAGAUUAUCACACAGAGAAUGACUAUUGUGUCCGGAAAAUUGGCAAAAUGGAAACAUGGCUCCGUGAACAGGAAGCCCAGGGACAGCUUUUCUGGGACAGUUCCAGCUCUGACUCUGACGAACUUGAAAAAGAUGAGAGGAGACCACAAGCACUGGUGAGGACCAAGACAGAGAAGAUCCCUCUUUAUGAUGACUUUUAUGACAGUGAGUAAGAAAGCUAGAUGCUACCCUGGGUAGUGAGGGCACGGAAUGCCUUGGGUUUGUUUUCUUCCAUAAAAUCAUUCAUAUCUGCAUAUGGACUACUCUGAGGGAUGCAAGCUAUUUUGGUAUUCAGAAAGGAUGUCAUCUGGAGUCUUGUGGUUAAUAACCUUGUCAUGUAUGCUUUAAGUCUAUGCCUUAAAACUGA